Messenger RNA from Didymodactylos carnosus, 889 nucleotides. NCBI's taxonomy places the organism in Eukaryota, Metazoa, Rotifera, Eurotatoria, Philodinida, Philodinidae. The record is from the annotation of a GenBank genome assembly.
AAUUCUGAUUAACAUGAGACAUCUCUCAGCUCUACACGAUCUUUCUUUGGAGAGUUAUGGAAUUUAUACGAAAAGCUCUAAAUUCAUCUUUCCUUCUUCUUUCUGUAGCUCUAAGAUGACAAUAAACAUUCAGAGCUUUUCGUGUAAAUUCUAUAACUCUACAAAGAAAGAUCAUGUAGAGCUGAGAGAUGUCUCAUUUUAAUCAGAAUUUCGCGGGCUACAGUUGUGAAUUAUUCAGAAAAAUUCUUGGGAAUUUUUCGAGGUUUCUGGAAAACUGGUUUUCCAGAAACCGGUUAGGAAAGGCCUAUGGGCCCAAAUGAAUAUCAUAUUCGGAAUCAGCAUAAUCGAUUACCUAUAAGCUACCGCAUUUCGUUAGAAAAGCGAUUUGACAGUUGGAUAUGUUCCCUCGUUAGAUGGAUCAGAUGAAGGAGGUUAUAGAAAUUUACCGUUAAUGACACUGGAAAUGGCUGUUAAAGACCUAAAACCUAUGAUUGGCACAUUACAAAGAGAUGUUUGGAUAGCGAAACAAAACUGGCAACAUCUUUCCGACCAUUUAACACAAGAUGAAUCUGCUGCUAUUCACUUAUAUACAAUGGGAAGUGUUUUUGAACAUCUUAGUGACAUGUUACGUUCCAAAAACAGGACAGAAUUACUAGCCCCUUGGCUGCCUUAUUUAAAAUUGCUUCUAACGGCAUUAUGCAAACUACCAGCGGUUAAAAAGAUAGUUUGGCGUGGGACCAGCUUGGAUUUAAGUACAAAGUAUAAAACAGAUGAUAGAUGUGCUUGGUGGGGUUCCAGUAGCUGUACAGAAACACUUCCAGUAGCCGAAUUUUACCUUGGUGAAUCUAGUUUUAGAACAUUGUUCUGUAUCGAAUGCGGAAAUUGUUGA